Molecule: messenger RNA, 4460 nt
Organism: Musca domestica (house fly)
Lineage: Eukaryota; Metazoa; Arthropoda; Insecta; Diptera; Muscidae
Product: centrosome-associated protein Alms1a-like
Exons: 5
Coding region: 273-4217 (1314 amino acids)
Source: RefSeq, a predicted model, not a curated record
GCUGUAGCCCUCUGUCGUUGACAAGCCAUACUAUAUUUGUUUAUAUCUCUAUCUCCUCUUCGAGGGGGGUUGAUUUUCUAGUUGUUAGUGUUAAUGGUUAAUGGGAGGGAAAUUGAAUUUUCUAUCCACUCCAGUAAAGGAAAAUAACAAUAGCUGGCACAACAUUUACCAUCUGCUCUGCUCCUUUUUAAAAAAAAAAAAACAACAUCUGCUCGUUGUGGCUCGUGCUCGUGAAGGCAAAACAUUUGCUUUCAUUCAUUCCAGCACUCAUUAUGGAUCAUUGCCACCGUCUGCCAAAAACACCACGAAAUAAUGAAAAAACUAUGAAAUAUUCUGAAUAUUAUAAAAAAUAUGGUAAGCAUCGGAAUUUGGAGAAAUUUUUAAGAAUACAUUCACCGGCGUCUAGCGAGGCAAUAUCAUCAAACAGUAGCUGCGAAGCAUUGGCAUCAAUGAAAAAUUUACUGGGAGCAAAUUGUUGUAAGAGCAUGCCCAACAUUCGCGAUAAAGAUGAAGUACAGUUUAGUGGCUCAGUCAAGGAUAUUCUUGUUGAUAUCAAUAUCGAAUUGGAAGAUGAAUCGUUAAAGGUUGUUUGUAAUUCUAAUGAAAAUCUUUAUACUCCAAAAAAGCCAGCGAAUGGCGCAGACAUACAAGUUAAAACUCCUGAUUCCAUAGCCAAAACACAUAGACGUCUGGAAUGGGAUUCGUUGGGUGAUAUUGGUUACAAAAAAUCUAUGUCGACAAGUAAUAUAAGCGUGUUGGAGCGAUCUCUGCUCAAAGAAUUCUUCAAAGAAAGCAGUGUGACAUCAGAGCCCAGCAAGCUACAUGAAGAUGAUAAGGUAUUGGAAAAUAAUCUACAGUUGAAGGCACAAAAUAAGCAAUUGGAAAAUGUAAAGAAUAGUGCUAUGGAACAUGCCACACCUCCACUUGCUUGCAGCACUUUGGUUGAAGGUUUGUCGGCAAAAACAAAUACACGUGGAGCAAGACCAAAGAUGUUAUCCAAGAGCACAUCAUCAACGUCAUUACAAAAGAAAUUUGAAAAAUAUGCCCAGACAUCUAUGCUGAAGUCUGCAGCUGGUACUAAAUCUCAAGAAAUUCAAGUUUCCAUGUCAUCAUCAACAUCUGUUAUUGAGGGUACGGCAACACCUUCUAGUUUUGAGUACUACUCUUCGAGAUCAUCCAAGUCCAGAUCAUCUAUAUCAUCAUCUUCAGCAGCAGCCGCAGCUACAUCAAGUAAUUUUUCUAACACAAGUAUACCACCAACAGCCCAACAUCCAUUCAUCACCAGCAUUACCGAUCUUUUGAAGAAACGAAAGGCACUCAAUGAAAAAUCCAUGCAAAAAAGUAACACCCAGCAAACCAUAAAUGAGCUUAAGUCCCGAUUUCAAGCAGCUCUGGAGGAAAACAAAGAAAAUCAAUCGCAUACCAAUACCACAACCUCCACCACUAAUUCAUUUUCGUUGACACGACAAGCUCCGGAAUUGGAUUUGGGUAUACAAUUGAUAUGUUCUCUCAUUGAUGCUAAAAAGGUUAAUGAAAAGCAGAAGAAAAAACUAAUACGAGACAUUGUUAGGCGUUUAACACGUUUGAUGGACGAGCAAGGAGAGGAAUCGGCAUCUUUGGGUGUAAACCAUCAAGGCCAAAAUUCCACGUCUUCGGAUAAAUCAAAUGUUUAUGAUGCAGUAUAUUCCCGCCGGGGUUCAAGUUCCACCAGGAGUAAUAAUACAUUAGCCACGCAAGAUCGUAGAGCAUCACAAGAUUUAGUUGGAGAAAGAGAAUUGGGUCUUAAAUUAUUAGAUGGCAAUUAUUCAAAACAAGGUGUUGCCCAAUUGACUAGUAAAUCGAUUGAAGCUCAUGACAAGCCGAGUAUUGCAAUAAACACAAAUCAUCGUCGAAUAUCUCAAGAUAGAGCUCAAAAAAUGGUGGAAGGCAUUAAAUCAUUAAAUGGAAAUGAUUUACAGAAGACUUUAUCACAAGGUCAUGAUAGACCGCCCCGUGAUGGCAAAGCAACUCAGUUCCCUACGGAAAGCAUUAAAAGGAGAACACUUUGUGACAGAGGACAACAAACUAAUUCUUUGGAUUUGAAACCUUCGUCUUCGUCAUCUCCAACCAUUGUGUCCACAAACACACAUCACAAACAAGUGCCAAUUCUAGAACCCCAAGCAAUGAAAAAUAGCAAUAAUGUGCAAAAUGAACUAAUUAACGAACAAAUGGAAAGGGCAAAGAAAAAUGACUCUGAACAACUAAUAUUGAAUAUUAAAACAACACGCUCAACACAAACCAGUAAUUCGCCAAGCAGUACAAUGUCGAAAAAAUUGCAAAAGGCCAGCACGGCAAGAACCACUUCAGCAUCGGGAAACGCGACAACGUCCACGUCGUCCAGAUCAUCAAAUGAUUUGCCCACACAAAAGACAGUGCGAAAAAAUCCCACAAACUACGACACAGAUGGAGACCAAGCAACUAUGCGCGAAUGGUUGAAUCCCUUGACACAAUCAGAAAUUGAAUAUGAAGAAAAGAAACGAGAAGAAGAAAACAAAAAGAAGGCAGCCCAAAGGGAGGCCCUUAAACGGGAAAAAAGCUCUAAGAAAACUAAGCAACAUAGCUGUGGCCGAGAAAAACAAUUAAAUUGGAUUGAAAGUGAAAUACAUCGUCUGGAGUGUUUGAAACAUUUGCUACUUAAAGACCAAGAUCAUACCAAUACCUCGUCUAAUUUAUGUUCGUCAGAUCAAAGCCAUGUUUUGCCAAUUAAAGAAACUUUUAACUUAACACAAUCCGAUAAACUCUAUGAUUCGGUCUAUUCCGAUAAAUCAUCGGUUCUAAGUGAGUCAGCCGAACGUUUGGUUAAAGAAAUUCAAGUCAUUCUGGAAGAGUCCAGUGAGGAAGGUACACCAUUCAAUGAUAGUUCUAAACAGAAUGGCGAACAACAGGAAAUUGAGAAGUCAAUAAAUGUGGAAAAAUCUGAACAUGUAAUUAAUAGCAAUCCCAUACAACGACAAAAAAUUGAUACACCUCCUGGUGGCACAGAUCACAGUGAGGAAACUGGAAGUUUACGUGACAUGGUUAAGCAACGAAAACAAGAGUUCAUGGCAUCAUAUAAAACGAAAAAACAAAACCAUUAUGAUAUUUUAAAACAACAACAAAAAGUGGAGGCACGAUUUAAAUAUUUCCCCAUUGGAAAGGAAACGCAGGGUUAUUAUUCUGUUCCACAUACCAUGAAUCGGAGAUUUUCUCCCACCGAAUAUGCAUAUCCUCAGAGUAAUUUACCUCCCACUCCAAAGGAUAGGGAGAUAGGCAAUUCAUCAUCAUCUUCGUCACAUGUUAUUUACAGUACAACUGCGGCCACAGCUGCGGGCCUAAAACCAUCAUUUCCAAAAAGGCAAGAACUGGCGAAACCCUCAACCUCGGAUUCCAGAAUUGCUGUUACCACAACUUCAGCUUCAUCACCCUCAAUUUUUUGUAUGUCGUCCGAUUGCUCCGUACCAAUGGGUUCGAAAAAUAUCUCAUCAACACCCACAACAACACAUCACUAUGAUGAUGUUGCAGCUGCUGUGGCUGGUGUGGCGGUACAAACCUCAGAUUCUUGUCAUGCACAUAAACUACAACCAUAUAUAAGCCACUGUCCUCCUCGGCCUGGGACCACAUUUCAAACAUCCAUUGCCAAAGCGGCUGCAAUACAAGUCAAACCCAAAGGCAUUGCAUAUGUCAUUGAAUUCGACGAUUCCAAAGAGUCCAAUAACAAUGUCUUGAAAAAUACCCAAUCGGCUGGUACAUUUACCACCAACAAUCUUACAAGUUUGGAGAAAGAAGGACCACCGCAACUAACCUUACAAGAGCAUUUGAAACGAGCAAAACCCAACUUUUUGAAACACACUAAAGAACGUAAAGCCAUACUGAAUGAAUUGCAGACCAUGCGUCAGGAACGCGAUCGUCAAUUGAGGGAAAUUGUGGAUAAUACAAGUUUUAAUUCACUGGAACGUCGUCUAAAAUAUCUACCACCGCCACCAAUGCAAAAACUCCGUAUUCUAAAGACAAAGGAGAUGAAAGCCUUGACCAAUAAACGUGUUGCCUCUCUUCCCGAAGUUGUUGCCCGCAAACAACAGGAAUUAGAAGAGAAACGACGUCGUGGCAAUCGCAUAUUACGUGAUGUCUUUAAUUUGCGUCUACAAAAGCGUGUACGCAGUGGAAAACUAUCACUAAAUCAUAGCAAAGUUGUUAUUUAGAAAAAAAAAAGACAAUUCAAUAUUAUAGAAAAAAUAUUGAGGCAUGUCUCCGCUUGCAUUACAAAACAAAGUAUUUUUUGUUAAAAAAAAACAUAUAUUUUUUAAAAUUACAAAAACCUAUAAAUCUUGUUGAAUACGUUAUGUUUUAGAUAAUAAUUUUUGGUGAAAACAAAACCGAAUUUGUUUUAGUAAAACGUUGAAAUUUUUUUGAAUAAAAGAAAAACUAUUUUUAAUAAAAAGAAA